Molecule: messenger RNA, 4740 nt
Organism: Besnoitia besnoiti
Lineage: Eukaryota; Apicomplexa; Conoidasida; Eucoccidiorida; Sarcocystidae
Exons: 9
Coding region: 1-4740 (1579 amino acids)
Biological process (GO): inositol phosphate biosynthetic process
Molecular function (GO): kinase activity
Source: RefSeq, a predicted model, not a curated record
AUGGCCUUUCGCGCGCCGUCUGCUUCCUCGGCCUUCGCCGAUUCCGGUGGCGUGCUGUCGUCGCCACGAGGUGUACAUACACCACGGAAGAACGGGGCUUCCGCGCACUCCCCGUCUUCUGCCGCGAAGUUUGAGCGUCUUUUUUCCCAGAGAAGCGGCUCCUCUCUUCUUGGGCAGGCAAGAGCCGCUGCUCCCUUCUCGUCCCCUCGCUCCAGCCUGGCGUUCGCGCGGGCGAAGGUUAUCUCCUUCGAAGAGCGAAGACAAGCUGAGAAAAAACCCGAUACACCGCGGUCUCCGCGCGCCUCGUCGGCGGCAGAGCGACGAGCCGAGGCUGCAGAGCGCACAAACCGUCACGGCGCGGUAUCGUCUUCCGCGGCUGCUUCCGCGGCUGCCGGCGAGGGCGCGCCCCUGGAGAUUCUCUCGUCUUCGGUUUCUGAUCCGCCUGAGGCGUCUCCACUGUCGCAGGCCUUCUCUUCUCGGUUGUCGUCCUCCUCUUCUUCCUCCACUUCCCUCCUCUCCGCGCCUGUUUCUGACGAGGAAGAAGAACCUGUCGCGGCGUGGGGGCGCGCGACGGCCGCCUCGUCGCCUCUGGAUGCAGCCUGCGCGUCCGGUGCUUCGAGUCAACAGCAUUCGUCUUCAGUCGCAACUCGCUCGUCUUCAUCGCCGCGAACUGGAGAGGAUUCGCACGCGUCUUCUUUGGAGACACACGCGGAGUCUGCAUGCCGCGCUUCUCCGAGUGCGGCGUCUUCCCGCCUUCGCGCUUCCUUGCCUCGCGAGAGAGCUGUGGAAAGGAUGUCCUCUGAGCCUCCGCGUGACAGUUGUGCGUCUCGCUCGGGAGCAAAGGUUUCUUCUUCAGAAGCGCGCACGUCGCCGUCUUCUCUGCGGCGGCCUGCAGAACAGGACCACAACGGCGCGCAAGACGCGAUGCUGUGCGACGGGCAACGCCUCGCGAGCCGCGAAUCUGAGCCAGGCCGCCGGUCGCGCGGGCGCUCAGCCCUCGUAUCGCCUGAUGCCAGUUCCGGUUUUUUUUCUUCCUCGCCUUCGCUUUCCACCCCUCCUCACCCCGUGUCUCCGCCGCUUAGUGCGCAGGGGGCGGCAGGCGCGGCGGAGGCACCUGUCUCUCGGCGGCUGAGUGAAGACAGCGCCGAGCCUCGCGCAUCGCUGUCCUCUCUCUUUUCGUUCGCGUCCUCUCUCUCCACGGAUCGCCUCCCCUUUCCCCUGCCUGCGCGGCGCGACUCCAAGGCCUUCUUUGCGUCGCUGUAUGAGCAAGCGCAGGGAGCGCCUUCGCUCUUCCCUGCGUUCGCAACGAGGGAGACAGACGCCGGAGUCCAGCAGGCGAGCCCAUGCGACACGCCACCGAGCGCGAGAAGCCGCGAAGGAAGUCACGCCGCGCCGCCGCCCGCGCCGCUCGCCGCGCGCCUCUCCGAGCACUUUCUGCCUUGUUUUCGCAAAGGCCUGAGGCAGGGCGACGGAUGCGACGCCCUCGUGAGGAGCUUCCACCGCGGCUUCGCCCGCGGCGGAAGAGGAUUUUUUUCAGAGGCCUUCUGGAAACCGUGUGCGCCACCGCUAUUAGUCCCGCUGGAGCUUCUGUGCGACGCGCCGGGGUUUGCGUACCAGUUUUUCGUCCUCCCGGAUGCGCGCUUCGCGAGGGUUCCUUCGCUCAUUGACUCAGAGGGUUUUUUCUACCGGUACAUUCCUGAAUACAAUGUUCGCGAGCUCGAAUUCUUCGAGCUCGUCCAGUUCGCCUCCGACAACCUUUCGUCUUUCUCCUCGCCCUCCUCUGUCUCUCGUGCUUUCCUCUCUUCUUCGUCUCUCUCGUCUUCUUCCUCGUCUCCCCCCUCCACUUGCCUUUCCGCGUCUGUGCAUGGAGCGGCGUCCGAGGACCGAAAACGCGAAAGCGGAGACGCGACAGAGGAAGACAGCGGGGAGACGACGCACGCCACGGUUAGCGCCAGCGAGAGGGGCGCUGCCCCGCCGCAGCCAAGAGUGAAUGACGCUAGUAGAGCGGACGAAGGCGCGCGCGCCGCGGCCGCCGAAGCAGCAGCUGCGGCCUUCAGCGGCGACGGCGCGCAUGCACCGACCGCACUGGGGAAGGCGUCGGACUUGCAUUCGCCGGCGGCAUGGGAUGGAGCUUGCCCUCUAGCGCGCGCUUCUGCGGGGGAGAGGAAGCGCGCGGGGAGCGUGGGAGGUGGGCAUCUUUCGGCGGCGACACUUCCGGAGGCGAGCCGGAGAACUCCGUCGCCGUCUUCGCCUCGCGCUUGCGCGAGGAGCGGAGGCCGCCACGAAGAAGGAAAACCGGAGGCUCCAGCGUGGCGUCCGCGGAGAGACGGCGAGCGUCCUAUGAACGCCACGGCAGCGCCGGGAGAAGAAGGAACGGAGGCAACCUGGAUGAUGCGACUCGUUUCGAGAGGCAAAGAAGCGGGCGCAGAAAUUGCUGAGGAGGUGGGAAAUCAGGUCCGCACGGCUGCUUCGCGGCUGUCGGUGUCGCUUUCGCGGCGCGCGUCGUCUCUGUUUGCGGGCAGCGAGAUGUUUCCUGAUGGCCUCCGCUCGAGUCUGAACUCGUUUGACUCGAGUACCCUGGAAGUAGUCUCAGAGAGGAGCGCCUCGCCGUCGUCGCCUUCGUCGCCGUCGUCGCCUUCUUCUCAGUUUUCCUCUCCCUUUUCUUCGUCCCCUGCGUUCUCCUCUUCCCCGUCUUCCUCUUAUCUCUCUUCUUCUUCUCCGCUCGCGUCUUCUUCGCCGGGCGCUGCGUCACCCCCCAGCCCACAGCUCGCGACUGCACCGCAGGACGCCGGCGGCGGACGGCGACGGCAGGAGAGCGCGGAAGGAGGCGCGCGGCCGUCGUCGGGAGCGAGGCGCGGGGGUGGCGAAGCAUCUCCGUUUGCCGCAGACAGCCCGGAGCCGCUCGAGGGCGGCGCGGCGUCACAGGCCCUCUCGAAGGCCUUCUCCAGGCGCAUGACAUUCCCGACUCUUGGCGAGCGACUGGAUGCACUCCGUCGCCACGUGAGUCGCCGCGCGACGGACUUCAAGGUCUUCCCCGCGAGUUCGCUCGCCAGCGCCCCCCCCACGGCCGAAGGGGCUGCGGAGGCACCCGCGCGAGGCGAUUCUAUAGGCACUGGCGGGCGUGAGGCUUCGCCGGCGCAGCCGCAGAAUGCCUUUGUGCCGUCGCCUCUGCGGACGUUCCUGCCUGUCGCCUCGCGGCUCUCGCUCUCUUCUGCCUUCCGCUCCGCCGGCGACGACCCCCCCAAGCGGGAUGCGGCUGCGCAGGGGUCCUCGUCUUGCCCAGGUUCUGUCUCCCCCUCGGCGCGCGCGCGAGCGGCGGCGAGCGAGAAGGAGAAGUGGCGGCAGCUCUGUCUGUCGCUGGCGUUUCUGAAGCAAAACAACCUCAUUCCCGAGUUCUCAGGCAUUUCGAUGGUAUCGCCGUCGCCGGCUGCCCUGCAGAAGGCCCAGCGAAGACGCCUUGAGGAUGUCUUCGAGGGCGAGGGCUCCCGCUGGCGCCGCCAAAAAUCACAAGAGGGCGGACGGCGGAGACGCUGCGAGCAGAGGAGCUCGCAGCCGCGGCUGCCCACUGCAGCGUUCGAGUCGGGCGUCGACCUCUCCUUCUCUCCCUUCGCUGUGCCGCGAGAGCCGGAGCCGCGGGAAGAUGCAGAGGAAGAAGAAGUCGGCUGUCGAACGUUGGUGUGGGAGAAAACAGAGGAGGACGCACGAGCCUCUGGUCGACGCCAGGCGGUCUUGGAGCGCGAGAAGACUUCCCUGAGCGACGGGCUGCUGAUGCUCAAGCUUCGUUUUCCACUCCGCACGCCGUCGCUACCGUGCGUGGUUCAACUCAAACUGGGGCGGAGCUUCGUCGGUGCCCACGCGGGCGAUCCUGCGUGGAACGCCCGACGCGCCGCAGACGCCCUGGGCAUCAGUGAAGCGCGGAAGUGCGCGGCGCUCCAAAUGCGGAGUAAAAUAAAAGCUGCUCUCUUCGAGAGCUACGGCCCGGCGACUGCCGCGCAGCUCCUCACGAAUGUGUCGCCUGCAGACGUCGGGCUCGGGGACGUGUUCCCUCUGCUCUCUGUGGAGCAGCUUCAGGGCCUUUUGAAGAGUUGGCACCACGAACGGAAACUGAUGACGACGGCGCAGCCCGCUCUCGCGUUCCGGCUGGUCUACGCGUCGUUCACAGAGAGGGAUGGAAGCUCAGGCUCGCGAGAUGUGAAGCGCGUUACGUUCGACCGCGUGCAGUGCGCCACCAUGAGUCCCUCCGAAGUCUUGGAGGUCCUCUACAGGCUUUUUGCGCUGCAUCGUCAGCUGGCGAGCGUGUGUCUGGUCAAGCUACCGGCGCUCAUCGAGUGGCUGCGGCACCAGGCGUUUUUCCGGUUCUACUCGACUUCACUGUUUCUGUUCCUCGACGCCCUCGACCCGGCGGCGAGCGCGGACUGUCGUUGGGGGUCGUUUGCACACGCGAUUCGCAGCGAUUGCGCGUCCGCAGCGGCCUCCCCAGUCGCGAAAGAUUUCACGGACAUGCGCGACGAUGUCGUAGGCUCCGCCGCAGCUCCAUCGCCUUCGCACGCGAAGGAGGAAGACUCGAUCAGCGACGUGAACGCAGGCGUGAUCGAGGGGCUCGAGGCAAUUCUCGGUCUCGCUCGGGAGUGUCUGUGGGGCCCUGACCGAGGGGGCCGGAAGGGGGGAAUGCUGCGACGCGAGGGCGGCGCCGAGGCCGGCGAGACGCGCACAUUAGAUUACUUGUUUCACGGGAUCUAA